AUGGGAGUUCAGCCCUAUGAUAGAAGCUCCUAUACGGUCUCUAAAUUAUUGGCACUGACAAAUGUGCCAAUUUCGGAUGUUUCGAGUGAUCUUACAGUCGAAGUCGGAGCAUCAAGCUUUGCACUUCACAAGUUUCCUCUAGUUUCUCGAAGUGGAAGAAUUCGUAAACUGUUGCUGGAAGCGAAAGAUUCAAAGGUCUCACGCAUAAAUAUCCCUGCUGUGCCGGGUGGACCUGAGGCCUUCGAGCUUGCUGCAAAGUUCUGCUAUGGAGUAAAUGUUGAGAUUACACAAUCAAAUGUUGCUAUGUUAUGUUGUGCCGCACAUUUUCUGGAAAUGACAGAAGAUUUCGCAGAGAAGAACUUGGAAGCUCGAGCUGAAGCGUAUCUGAAGGAGAUGGUGCUCCCGAACAUAUCAAGUUCAAUUUCUGUUCUUCACCGUUGUGAAACUCUAUUGCCCAUCGCGGAAGAGAUCAACCUGGUCAGUAGGCUUAUCAAUGCAAUUGCAAGCAAUGCAUGCAAAGAGCAACUGACCUCUGGCUUGUUAAAGCUUGACCACAACUACCCUGCAAAAACUAUGCCAAAUAUGGAACCAGAAACACCAUUAGACUGGUGGGGAAAAUCACUAGCAGUUCUGAAUCUUGAUUUCUUCCAAAGGGUACUAUCCGCAGUAAAAUCAAAGGGUCUAAAACAGGAUAUGAUUAGCAAAAUUUUGAUAAAUUAUGCCCAUAAUUCUCUUCAAGGCCUUGUUGUCAGGGACCCUCAAUUGGUUAAAGGAAGUCUCUUGGAUUUGGAGUUGCAGAAGAAACAAAGAGUCAUCGUUGAAGCAAUAGUUAGCUUACUGCCAACCCAAUCAAGAAAGUGUCCGGUUCCAAUGGCUUUUCUUUCAAGUUUAUUAAAAACUGCUAUAGCGUCAUCAGCAAUUACUUCUUGCAGAUCUGAUUUGGAGAGGAGGAUUGGUCUUCAACUAGAUCAGGCAAUUCUUGAGGACAUCCUAAUACCAGCAAAUUCACAUGGAAACAACCACUGCACGAUGUAUGAUACUGAUUCCAUAUUGAGGAUCUUCUCUAUCUUUUUAAACUUGGAUGAGGAUGAUGACGAAGACGACAACUUGCGGGAUGAAAGUGAAAUGGUUUAUGAUUUUGACAGCCCUGGUUCUCCUAAACAGAGCUCAAUUCUAAAGGUAUCAAAGUUACUGGAUAAUUUUCUUGCAGAAGUUGCGCUAGAAUCAAACUUGCUGCCAUCAAAGUUUAUAGCAUUAGCAGAACUACUUCCAGACCAUGCUCGUAUAGUUAGUGAUGGAUUGUACAGAGCUGUGGAUAUCUUCCUCAAAGUUCAUCCAAACAUUAAAGAUUCUGAACGCUACCGACUCUGCAAGACGAUCGAUUGUCAGAAAUUAUCUCAAGAAGCCUGCAGCCAUGCUGCACAAAAUGAAAGGUUACCUGUACAGAUGGCAGUCCAAGUUCUAUACUUUGAACAGAUCAGGCUCCGAAAUGCAAUGAAUGGGGGACACAACCAGUUCUUCUUUGGUGCAUUAAAUGGUCAAUUCCCUCAACGUUCAGGCAGUGGCGCAGGAAGUGGAGCCAUCUCUCCAAGGGAUAAUUAUGCAUCAGUUAGAAGAGAGAACCGAGAGCUGAAGCUUGAAGUAGCGAGAAUGAGAAUGAGGCUGACUGAUCUUGAAAAGGAUCACGUGUCCAUGAAACAGGAGCUGGUAAGGUCUCAUCCUGCUAAUAAGUUGUUCAAAUCCUUCACCAAAAAAUUAAGCAAGCUUAAUGCCCUAUUCCGAAUCAACGGUCUUAAACCCAUAGGGGGCAAGGCUAACUCAGAAACAAGGUUCUUGUUUCAGAAGAGAAGGCGUCACUCGGUUUCGUGA
This is a messenger RNA of Dovyalis caffra, 1869 nucleotides long. The record is from the annotation of a GenBank genome assembly. NCBI's taxonomy places the organism in Eukaryota, Viridiplantae, Streptophyta, Magnoliopsida, Malpighiales, Salicaceae.